This is a messenger RNA of Propithecus coquereli (Coquerel's sifaka), 525 nucleotides long. RefSeq names its product chromosome unknown open reading frame, human CXorf65. Bases 1 to 525 code for a protein of 174 amino acids. The record is from RefSeq and is a predicted model, not a curated record. NCBI's taxonomy places the organism in Eukaryota, Metazoa, Chordata, Mammalia, Primates, Indriidae. The transcript is spliced from 6 exons.
AUGUUCAUUUUCAUCAACCAUGGAGAUAAUCAGCAGUUUCUGGUCAAUACCAAUUGCUCUGUCCGCCUGUUGCUACAUUACGUCCGAAGUAAAGUGGGGUUGACUAAAAGAGACACCAUCGAUUUGUGUGAUGAAAUGGGGACAAUUAAGUUGCUUUUCCUGAUGAAGACCCCUGGAGACUAUGCCAGCAAAUUCCUUACAGCUCGAAGCACCUACUACGUUUGUAAGGUGGAGCGUGGGGAAACAGGACCCAGACUUCAGAAUGCCUAUAGAGCUUUUGUGCCCCUCCUGAAGAAUCCAGAGCCCAAGCUAAUCGAAUCACUGCACACACAAUGUGACAUCCUGGAGAGGAGCCAAUUGAAGAUGCUUAGAAUCCAAGAAGCCAAGAAGGUCAUUCCAAUUCAGUCCUCCCUGAACGUUCCAUCCAAAUCAUCGGGUCGAUCAGAUGGAGACAGGCCCCCUUCAAAGACUAUGGUCUUUAAGACCAGAGCAGAGGUUCUCAAAAAGAGGAAUAGACGUCGUUAA